UCUUGGCAGACGCUCCGCAGCUCCCUCUGCCCCCAAUCCACAGCUCCCGCUUUCGCUUUCCGGGGGCCCCUCCUUUCCCCAAACUGGUCCUGCAGCGUCUCUGGACUCUCCCCCUCCCCCAGUUCGCUUCAUCUCUGCAGAAAAGACCACAGUUCCGGCGGGGAGGGGAGGGCCAGCACUAUUCUGAGGCUGUGGAAAACGAAGGCUUCUAGAAUGUGAGUCAGGGGCCCCGUGCUUGGGGCAGCGGCCAGAGCACCGGGGAUUUUCAGAGCUCUCCAAGGUUUUUCACUGUGCGACCUGGAUUGGCCUCCCAAGGAUUGGAUAAUUAAUCUCCAGCUCUUAAAAAGCACGCACGCAAAUGCAGGCACACGAAGGGCAGCGGCUCCCCGGCCCGGCCCGGCCCGGCCCAGGGCAUCUGCGCAGGCUCCCCCGCCCAGCGUGCCCGUCUAGAGCAGUCGGUGGUGAGAGCGAUGUGUCUGCAGGCAGAUACGGAGUGAAUGUGAGGGACACCCAGAAGCCACAGGACAGCGCUCCACACACCUGCGUGACCCUGUGUCCACGCCCCCUUGACGUGACCCUGUCCACACCCCCUUGACCGCCCCAGCCACAGCCACCCCGGCCACCACUUCCUUGCACUGCGAUGCACUCGGAGCUGCUGGGGCGUCUGUGACUCCAGGUCGCAGGGUUCCUGGACUCCGGAGCUGUGUUGCAAGGCCGAUGUGACCCUUCCCAUGCCAGGUUUUUGUGACCCAAACACAUCCGCUGGGAGUGAGCAUUGUGCUUUUGGGUCAGGAGGCCAAGCUAUUUGGAUCUGGGAGCCAGGAGCCGGGUUCACUAGAGGGGAAGAACUUUGACAGGGCCCUACCUGCCGAGGGCCGCGAGAGCUUGCUGUGGACUACAGUCCUGCACAACGACCCUUCAGUAAGGAGGGACUCGGGCAGGAGAGGCAUCUCGAUGCUGUGUGUUCCACCUUGUGAAGCUGCACCUGGGUGCUGGGGAAUGUGAUUCCUGAGAGACAGAAUCAUCAUUUCUGACCAACAAACAAGCCCGAACCUGACGAUAUGGAAUGCUGAUGGCUGUUCGGCCCCGGAGACCUCUUAGCAUCUGAGCUGUGACUGAGGUUACCAACCAGAGGGUCUCUAACCCACACAGAAAUGGCUUUGCCAACGAAGAGGCUCCUGUAUGUUUGCCUGCUGACGGUGGUGCUGUAUGUGUGCUUCAACCUGGAUCCUUUUAAAGGAGGGCCCUUUAUUUUUAAGAAAAACUCUGGGCAAUUCCUCCAGCUCCCAAAUAUCAACUGCAGGCAGAAUCCCCCCUUCCUCCUUCUGCUGGUGACAUCCGCCCCUCAGCAGAUGAUGGCUCGCACGGCCAUCCGGGAGACAUGGGGCCGUGAGCAGGAGGUGAGAGGAAAACAGGUAAGAACGUUCUUCCUCCUGGGGACCACGGCCAGUGAGGACGAGAUGAUGGCGGUGGCCCAGGAGAACCGGCAGCAUGGGGACAUCAUCCAGAAGGACUUCAAGGACGUCUACUUCAACCUGACCUUGAAGACCAUGAUGGGCAUGGAAUGGAUCCACCGCUUCUGCCCUCAGGUGGCUUUCGUGAUGAAAACAGACACGGAUAUGUUUAUAAACGUGAAGUAUCUGACCGAGCUCCUGCUGAAGAAAAACAGAACGGUGGGGUUUUUCACGGGCUACUUGAAGCCCAAGGACCUUCCGAUCAGGAACAAGUUCAGUAAGUGGUACGUCAGUCAGUUUGAGUAUCCCUGGAGCAAGUACCCACCCUUCUGCUCCGGCACUGCCUACGUCUUCUCCAGCGACGUGGCCAGUCAGGUGUACAACAUCUCCGAGAGCGUCCCGUUCAUCAAGCUGGAAGACGUGUUUGUGGGGCUCUGCCUGGCCAAACUGGGGAUCCAGCCGGAGGAGCUGCACUCCCAGCAGACCUUCUUCCCCGGGGGGCUGAGCUUCUCCGCCUGCCGCUUCAGGAAGCUGGUGGCCUGCCACUUCAUCAAGUCUCAGGAUCUACGUGUCUACUGGCAGGCGCUGGAGGAUUCCAAGGAGGAAGACUGUAGGGACGUCUGAGAGGGGAGGGGCUGGGGCACAGUGGUCAAGCUUCAGGGAACCCAUGGGGAUGGCUGGGGGAAGUGGAAGGUCUGGCUGGCAUCGCCCCCGGGGCCUGGGUGCCUCUACCCUGGGCAUCCAGAUGCAGCAAAUGAAUGCACUUCCAUGCAGCCGUUGUGGCUUCCCACCCGCAACCCAGCACAGACGGCUCCAGAGUACCCACGUGAGGUCUGUGUUUGACACACACGUGCAUUCGCUCACUUACGGCUCGCGUCUGUAUGAAGCUGUGGACUCUGUCAUUCCUCUUUCAGAUAAGGCAAAACCAGCCGAAGAGGCACAGUUACUCAUCCCAAAACUCAUGGCCCUCAGAUGCCCAGGCGGGACUGGAAACCCAUGCUAUCUGAGUCCGGCUGGCAGCCCCCAGCUUAGCCCACGGUGUCCUGGGAGAGGAUGCUAGUGACAGACUCUGAGGAAGCAUCUCAGCUGCUCCUGCUCCUACUCGGAGCCUUUUUAGUGCUGAGUCCGGGGACCAACCACUCCCCACACUGAAAUGAUGUAGCUGGAUGCUGGGUGCUGGGUCCCCCUUAGCAGCUCUGGGCUGUACCUCCCGAAGCAUGUCUCAGAAGACCUGUCUGCCCACAGUCUCUGUCCCUGUCCUCGGCUCCAGAUGCACUGAUAACGUCACAUGCCAGGUUGGAAGCCACUGUCAAGCCUGGCCUUGACCGUACUGCUGACCUCCCCAGCCACUGGCACAGCUGGUCUCUGGAUAGCUGGUGUCCUUUGUCAUGCAUUGAUGGGCACUGAGGGAGCACUUCAGGUUCCUGAACUCCAACUAAAGGGCACCUGGGCUCCAGGCACCAUCUAUACAGGCUGCCAGGGCUUCUCUGGGUUUCCACGGGUCUGGGUUGAGCUGCUCUCAGGGACUUAUGGGGCGCAAAGCACCAGGGGCCAGGGCUGGCUCCCUGUGCCUCUGUCCCAAGCCUGGCUCCAGGUCACGUGCUGAGCUUGGAGCAUGGUGAGGAGCCGCUAGUGCCCUGGCCUGCAGUUGUUUUUUCUCUUCCUGGAGAUGCCUGUGAGCCUGUUUCCCAAGGCCGUGUGGUGUGUUUGUGCAAGUUCCUGCAGCCUUGCAAGCACUGUCACAAGGUGAGCUUGUGACUGAGCCCUGGGACUGAUCCAGUAGGAAGCAGAUGCCAUCCUGCUGUGCCACUGAGCUGACGGGCUCCCUGCGCACUGCCUCUGUUGGGGAGGCUGCCACCAACAUCCCUGGUGUUAGGAUGAGGCUGAGGCAGAGGGUAAGGUGGAGCUACAGGUUCUGUGAACAAAAAGUAGCAAAAGUGCCUGUCACAAACCUGCCCUGGCCUCCCCAUGUCCUAGUGUCCCCGGGCCUGUGGGACUCAUGACACCAGCUACUCCAGCUGCAUUUGGGGGAAUUUUCUCCGAGUGCCCAAGCCAUGACACCCGCCUCAGGCUCUACAGAGAGCCCCUCGGGGUUUUGGACUUGUCUCCCAGCUCCUCUGGGAGCCUUGAGGUUAAAAUCCUUGCACCGGUCCUCACUCGUGCCCCCCAAUAGUGUCCCACCCACAGGUCACCCCUUAAUACACAAAGAGCUGCUAUUUCCAUGUCAAAAUAACUCCUCCAACACUCACCUCCCUGCCCCCCCCUCCCCCAGGCCUUUCUGAUUCCUCGUAGUGAAGCCUGCCUGCCAGUGACACCCUGUUCUGAGUCCCAUUCAGGAUCCCAGCUCCACUCAGAUGGCUCCUUAGGGGGCGGUGACCCUGCAAUGCUGGUACCCAGCAUGACUCCCCAUCCUCAGGACAGUGCUGCCCCCAACACCCUCUCGCUCAGCUCUGUGACCAUGUGUGUCCUCGGCCUCCCUUGUCCUGGCCAAUGCGCCUUUGCUGGUCCCUUUUCUGCCCUUUUCUGACCAUCUGAACCUGGUGUCCCUGGACCCCACCUGCUCAUUUUCAGUCCUCAGGGCCGCAUACCGACGUGCCCCCCAUCUCGAUGUCCUCCUUGUGUUUACGAUGCCCUUUGGUCCCUCCCCAGCCAGAGCAUCCUCUUGUUCUUCAGUCUCACCUGUCCUGGUGGCUACCUCAUGUUGCCUAAUGAACAAAUCCUACACUGAACUUCAUGUUUGCCCCCUCCUGUGGCUUCCCUCUGCCAGGGCAUGGCCCCGCCAGCCUUCUGUGGAGGCCUCUCAGGACAGGCUGCAGGCUCUGCCUUGAGUCACCUUCACCCUGCACUCCCCACAGUGGCUGCCCCUUCCCGGGUCUCCAUCGCUUCUCCACAGCUCCAGCAGUCACCCUGGGCUCAGAGACUCAGCUCCACAGAUGGCUGUGUCUCCUCCUGGCACCCAGAGGCACACACAGCCACAGUCUGAAGCCAAACUCCAGACAUUCCUCCCUGGAACCCAGCUUUCCCCGGUCCUGGGUCUCAGAAAUGUCACCACCAUCCAUCUAUCUGUCCCUUCAGCUCUGCAGGCCAAGGUCAUCCUUGUGGCCAGUUCCUGUGGGUUUGGCCUCUCUUCUCCAUGUCCCCCCAGUCACCUCUGUCUAGGUCAGCACCUUAGAUCAGCCUAACCCAACCACUUCCUCUCGACCAGACCCUAGGCAAUGUCAUUCCACCUUCCGAUCUGUCCCCCAGUUCACCUCCAGAUGUUUAAACCAGAAGUCAGAUCAGGACACCGAGAGAACCAGGGAAGCUGAGUAGCUGGACCCCAGGUGCCGGUCCCUGGAGCGCUGCUUCCUGGCCUGGGACUAGCAAGCAUGGAGGCCACCUUGCUGCAGGCUGCAGGAGGGUGCUGUGGCCAGGAGCAGCAGUUUCUCAUGUCCUGCCUUAUUUAAUAAGCUUUGCUGUGACUUCUGCUCACAGAGCUUGCUGUGGCCAUGCUGUCUGUGGACCAUCAGCCCAGCAAUGCCCAAUUCCUACUCGGCACCCAUGACUGCUCCAGCUAUUCCAAAGGGCUGGCACAGAGCUGAAAUGGGUUUUCAGACAAAAUCAAUUAAUUUUCAUGCCAGUUUUUUGUUCCCCCAAAGGUGGUUAUUUUUGUGUAGAAAAAUUAUCUGCAGGCUUGCUUUGGUUUUAAAAAGUAAUGUAUUAAAUUUUUUUCUCAGGCUUUAAACUUAAGCCAGCAAAGUAAGUGGAAGGGAUCCUGGGUGUGCAUUACACACACGUGUGUGCACACACUCAGCAUGUGGCAGCCCUAGUGGUCACAGAUCAGAGCGUGGAUUCAGCUCACUCUCUGGGAGGUGCAGCCGGCUUCUCUGGCCCUCACAGGGACCGUGCAGGGUGAUCCUUGCAGUGCCUCCAGAAAAGGCUGACGUGGACCCCAGGCUGCAAUGCACCCACUGGAGAAGCUGAGGCAAAAGCCCAUCUUAGUCAGUUUUCUGUUGCUAUAACCAAAUACAAUAAUCUAUAAAGAACAGAAGUUUAUUUGGCUCAUGAUUCUAGAAACAAUCCCAGCCUUUUAUGUUUUUUAUAAUUUGAGGCAGAGUCUUGCUAAGUCUCAGACUGCCCAGGCUGGACUCCAGCUUCGUGUUUUCCUUCCUGGGUCUCCCAGAGGGUCACAGGCACAUGCCACUCUGGGUUUCUCUUCCUGUUCUCAUAGAACCAUUCAUGACACACAGGGACAUUGCCUUCAUGACCUUGGUUGGGCCUAUUCACCUCCCUAGGUUACCUCCAGAUGCCAUCAGUGUGUCCCUUUGAGGGCUUCAGGGUGGCAAUUGCAGGGUCUCCUCGGUCCUCCCCCUUGCUCGAGCAGUUGCACACUUACAGGACAAAGAGUGGUCCUGCAGGAAUGGUUCCCCACCCGCCAAGGAGAGGCUCAGACACUUCAUAUUCGCUUGAAAUAAAGCGAAUCAGAUCCGACAUCUAUGGAGCAGGUGUGUGUUUUCCACCAGCAAAAGCUUUGUGUUACAGUCCUCUCCAUCAUUUGGCCUGAGGACACAGUUGUGAGAGAAAAGCCAGGCUGCAGUGACAGCCCUGAGGUCACGUGCUAAGAGCCCACGGCUCUUCGAUAGAGGAAAUUAUUCAGCAGCCCGAUUUAAUCCUGCAGCUGCCCUGCAUCGAGCUAAAAAUAGAUGAGAUGAAGUUUGCAUUUUACCCCGUGUCUCCCAUCCGGAAGUGUUUUUGUUUGUUUGUUUUUAAGAAUUAAUUUUCAGCUUUUGUCAUAGUGGAGUGGCAGGUUAGGCACUUCCAGGCUGCGAUUUUCCGGGGCUUUCUGCCUUGCUCAGGGUGUCUCUUCAGGGGCCUGCCAGAGAGGAAGGAGUUGCUGUCAGCUCCUGGGUCCUCUGGGGAUGUCCCCAAGGAGCUGUCCACACCGGCACCGCAGCUUCCAUCUGUGACAGUGGCCAGCCAGCAGUGACACUAAGUCCCUUCCAUGUUGUUUCCUGAAGCCUCUGAUUGAAAGUUGUUUGCUUUUGUUCUCUGUGGCCCAGACCUGUCUGCGGCCCUCAGGAAAAGGCACCAUGCCAGGUACAUUUAGAAUAAACUCUUCAGGAUAAGCCCUCUGCUAUGGGAGAGGCUCCUCUGUCCUCUGUGGGAGAACGUACGGGAAGGUUUUGUGGCUGUGGGUGCUGGAAAUUCAGAAACAUGAGUUUCUCUCCAUUUUUCUGUGUUUGGAGUUCAGGGCCCACGAUGGGACUGUCAGGUGCCCUCAGAUCAGCCCUGAGGUGAAGAGCGGAGCCAUCCUCUCUGGUGUAGGGUAAAGAGUCACCCUGGGAUGCAUCUGAACAAAAUGCUCAUUUUUCAUCCAUUUAGCAACUAGACACUUGCCAGGAAUAGUGGCACACACCUGUGAUGCCAGCACUUGGGAGGCUGAGACAGAAGGACCGCCGUGAGUUCAGUGUCAGCCUGAACUGUGUAGUGAGGCGCUGUCUCCAAAACAAAACAAAACAAAACAAACUCACUGCCUGUCAGACACAAUCAAUUGCUUUUAAAUAUAGAUAGAGAAGAACUGGGGUGGCCGCUCAGUGGUAGAAUGUUUGUCUGGCGUGGGUAAAGCUAACUGAGCAAAUAGAAUUAAGGAAAUUGAUUUCAUUAGCAUGGGUUUUUUGUUUUGUUUUGCUUUGUGUGUUUCAAUACUGGGGCUUGGAGCCAGGGCGUGUACACUAAGCUGCACCCCAGCCCACCCUCCUUUUUUAUUUCUGAAUCUUGAGACAAGAACUUGAUAGGAUGGGCUCCAGCUUGCGAUCCUCCUGCUUCAGGCUCCCAGAGCGCUGGGACAGCAGGGCUGUGCCACCACACCUGGCUCGUUUCUUUCCAGUUUUUGCGUUUUGGUGCUGGGCCCGAACCCCAAGCCUGUCUCACUAAGCCACACUGGGUCGUGUCAUUUGCACCAUCCUCUCUCCUGUCCCCUUCACCAGUCUGAGAGAUCAGUUCCCACGUGUGCAGAGUGUAGGUGGCCAGCAUGGUGCCCAGACAGCUGGGGACAUAAACGCCAGGAAUGCUGGCACAGAGGGCUCACCCUUCAGUCCCCAAAGAAGAAAAACCAAGGAAGUAGUCACACCUGUGGUUAUAUCCUGCUGUAUGAAAAUACUUGUGGGGUUGACCUCGUUUACUUGGGCAAAUGUGACAUCAUAAAGAUCCAACACCACUGGAAAUUGGCACCAACAGGAGGUCUUUGUCAUCAAAUUUUGCUUUUCCUAAAAGAUAAGAAAUGAAAAUGAAAUGAAAUGUCAUGGAAUGAUAUUUAAAUAAUGUCAUUUCCUUGUAUGCUAAGGGAAUCUUUCAGAGUCUUAGGUACACUUUUGGGAGUGGGCAUACAUAUUUAUUUAUGAUUUGUUCGCUAUAGUAUUUAUCUUUAAUGAAAAUGUUGACAUAGGAUCAUGCUCUUCACUCGGGUACUUUUGAGUUGUAAAUAUCCGUGAUAGUCUUGGUUCGUCCCCCCAAAAAUCAGCUGUGUGCAAUUGAAACCGGAUCAUGUUUUUUUAUUUUCACACUGAUAUUUUCUAUAUUUAUUUUGUGUUAGGAGAAGUAUUUUUUAAAUUGAGCUGUGGUUUUAUAUGUGUAGGAAACUACGCUGAACAAUCUCGAUGUGAUAAUCUUUGUAAGCUGUGAGGACUUCUGGUUUCCCUUGGAUCUAGAAGCGAUGCAGUGGUGCUUUACGGUUGCAAGGUCUUUACAGGGCUCCUGAUGGGGACCCUAAGUCAAGGACAUCAUGAGAUGGGCACCCUUUGGAAUUUUGUUCUCUCAGGUAUAUUUUCUAUCAUUUAAGAUUAAGAAACCAAGGCUCGUGAGUUGAUCUGAUUGGACUUUUGGAGUCUUAAUGAUGUCAUCUUUCAAGUACAGAUUGGAUCCCUGCUCUGUCAAAGUGUCAUUCAAAGGAAAUAAAAGGCUGAAGCAGAUUAUUAGUACUA
This is a messenger RNA of Cavia porcellus (domestic guinea pig), 8413 nucleotides long. It is a transcript of the gene B3galt5, whose product is annotated as beta-1,3-galactosyltransferase 5. Gene Ontology annotation, cellular component: Golgi membrane; endoplasmic reticulum. Lineage: Eukaryota; Metazoa; Chordata; Mammalia; Rodentia; Caviidae. The transcript has 6 exons. Gene Ontology annotation, molecular function: N-acetyl-beta-D-glucosaminide beta-(1,3)-galactosyltransferase activity. The record is from RefSeq and is a predicted model, not a curated record. Bases 1155 to 2078 code for a protein of 307 amino acids.